AUGGUGAAGAGUGGUGACAGUGAAAUCCAGCUCAGUGAUAACAUUCCGUCUGAAGUUUGCGCUACAAGUAAGGAUUUACAAGCUGAUGAUGCAACGAAUCAAAUGUCAACCAGUGAAGAUCCCGCAGUUCAAAGUACAGUGAAUGUUGUUGCUCCUGAGCUUCGAAGGUCAAGUCGAAGAAAAAAAGGCAAAAUGCCUGAAAGACUGAACUUGUGAACAUUAUCUAUGGUGUUAUUACUAGAAGAUUAUCAUAGUUUACUUUUAGAUGAAUAUUUAUUUAGAUAGUCGUAAAUGAACAGUCUGAAAAAGAGGAGAAAAAAAGUGUUUUUAGAGGAGAGGGGAUGUCGUGAUUUGCAUGUUUACGUCACAUUCGGUUUCAUAGCUAUAAAUACUUCAUGUAAGAAUGUUCAAGGUUGUUAUUGAAUAUAGUUUUUUGUACUUUUGUUUGUGUGACUUCUUGUCAAUUUAUCCGCCUAAAUUUGAACCCAAACCUACAACAAUCGUAUUUAUUUAACAUGUGGUGUCUAUUGUUGGCCAUAUACCGGGUGGGACUAAAAAAAGUACGACUGUUUGAUUUACUAUGACUCAAAAACUAAAAGAGCUAUUACACUUAAAUAAAUCACCCUAUAUUCCGCGAUGUUUAACUUAGAUUUUGAUAUAUGUCUGGUGCAUUUUCAUGCGAUUAUGACUGAGAUAAUUGUGUUUAAACUUACGCAAACAUUUUUGGAACCGCUAAUAAUUAGCCGAAAAGCCCCUAUUAAACUUCAAUAACCGUUACGAUUUGUUCGCGAUUAUUGUUUCAAUGAAGUGAAGUCGAAGUUAUAGAAAUAUUUCUUCAUUCACAGACUUUUUAUUUUUUGUUUUACGAUGUUGGGCAAUGGAUGUGAACUUAUAAGGCCGAUUUUAUUAAAAGUUUUGUUCUUAGAAGGUAUCCGAUACUCGUGGGAUAGGUAGUCUGUAUGUUCUAAUGAGUCUAGAACGAGCUGUCCCAUUUCACGGGCAAAAUAUUGCAAUUGUGCCGGGGGACAUGCAUUUGCUGAUGAAUAGAUGAUUGCUUUUGAACAACAAGCGUCAACGUACUGACCAUAGAGUAUAACGCGUCUUAACACAAGAUGUUUUUGUAUAUAAAGGUAUUAAUAUUUAAUAGGCCGUUUUUAGCUUAAUUCUCUCAGUUUCAAAAAUGUUACUCUUGUUCAAAUGCACGUAUCUUUGUCAAUAUGGCAUGGAAAUGUGCAUGGCAUAUAUCAAAAUUUAAGUUAGACAUCGCUGAAUGCUAAUAAACGUGUUUUAUUGUCAUUGCUCUUUUAGUUCUGAUGUUAUACUAAUUAAAAAAGUCGUACUUUUUUUUGCCCCACCCGGUACAUAUACAGGUUUGUAAUAUCAUGACAUACAAUGUUCCUGACAUCCAUAUUGUAGAUUGGAAACAAGUACAGUAAUUUAAUAAUACAUGUCAGAUUCCACCCAUUGCAUUAGAUGUAAUAUAUCCAUACAAUCUUGUAAAUCAGCAUUAUUGUUUUAAUAGGAAACAUUUCUGUUAAUCCAGAAGUUUCCAUCCUAUUAUACAUGCGAUGUAAUAUAUCCAUAUUAUAUUUUGACUGUAACAACCAUUUGGUUUCAUCCAGCACCAUUCACAUCCUUCAGAAUUGCAAAACUAUAGAAAAAAUAAUUGGUAGCACGAGAUAUUAGGCACUACAGAAUAGGCAAUUCCAGCUUUUGGUUUAUCUCGAUCUCGACAAUACAUAACUCGCUCUGGAGAAACCACCGCGUGUCAAGAAUAGUGUGCUGCCUCGCUACGCUCGGCAGCAACUAUACAACAGUCUGAAUAAUAUAAAAGAUUGGAUUCAACUUCGUUUGCAUUAUUUUAACCAAUUGUGGAAUUACAUUUCUGAGGAAUUGAUCAGAAUAACUCCAAAGAAAGAAAUGUACAGCCAAUCAGUUCAGUUAAUUAUCUUUGAUUAGCUUGAUGCAUGCCGCAUGAAAACUGAAAUAUACUUAUGUGCAUGAUAAAAGUCAUAUAAAUGAGCUGUGAAAGACGUUGUUGCCAUCAACAACCAUCUAUUUACAUGGUACUUCAUAUAAACACACAAGCACAUAGACACGCAACAGGAGUAUUAUUUACUUGGUUAUUUAUUUUUAUUUUUUUGUUUUGUUUCAGGCGCUGCUUGUUUCUUUGUGAAACAUGUACAGACAGGGAUGUGUAUUUAUGUCACAAGUCUACUACAGACGGAAGCGUCUUGGGGAAACAUUACUUUUCUGGAACUUUCCAACAACUGUUUGGAUCCAGCUGCUCAGUCUCGGUUUCUUGAUAAUAGUGCCAUGUUCAAUUUGGAAAGAAAGGGAUGUUUCGAGGGAACAACUAGGGCUGGUAUUGGUUUUCGUCUUUCUAUGUUGUAUUUGCUCCUUGCUACAGAUCCUUCAGCUAAUUGUCGUGAUAAGGAACAUGCUAUAACCCAGACCUCUUGGGGAGGUUUAUCUGUACAUUAUAUACCUAAUAAAAGAACGCGGUGCGCAGUCCCUAAAACAUUCUAUAGACUUGCUAAUUAUUAUGGAAUAGAUCCCUACAUCGGAUUGACGUCAGAUUGUAACAAUGCAGAGGAUAAACGUUUUAACUUUGGUAAGUUGCUUUUAUUUGUUUGAAGUUAAUUUGUUUGAUGUCUUUGCACAUAAAAUAUGUGGUUUUGCAGUCGGCAUUUCAUAUUAAAUUUCUCACACCAUUGCCGCUAAUCUACUCACUAUUUAUAAAGGCUAGACGUCAAGUCAUAAACCACUUGUAUUAAGACUUAGCUGUAUGUAGUAAAAGCUUUAUACCUUUUUCAUACAUAUCGGAAUGAUUCAAUUACAUCGGGAACUGCUGACGCCUUAAUUUUAACCAUAAAAGCAAAAGCUGUAUAUAUUUUAUGCUAUCAAUGAAGAAAAUAAAACGUAGCGAAUAGCGAACCGAAGACAGAGCUUUGUUGAAGUCCACGUAUAAUUAGAUUUUCCUUAUUAAGUCAAUCACGAGCAAGACUCUAUAGUUGUUCCAAAUAUUUCAUAUAAUGUUGAAUUUCUGUAUAAGAAUAUCAUGUCCAGCAAUGGUGUUUUCCAUUUUGAAUACAUCGCUAUGCCAUUCAACAAAACGUCCUGCCCUACUUGAUGCUGUCAUAGUAGUGCUUGUCAUUUCCAAAUUUCUGUUCUGUUCCAGGUUCAGUGACGUGUUAUAGAACUAUGAUAAAGAAUGCCAACUGUCCUAAAGAUCAGUACAUGGUUGUCAAGACUGCAUCUUACCGUGGAAUGCCUGCGACAAAGACAUGUGGUUUGAGUGAUGAUUAUAGUUGUGAAGUUGAUGUAACAUGUCUUGUUAAGAACCAAUGUGAUGGUUAACAUGAGUGUAACAUAACUGUGGAUGACAACUUGUUUUCUGUUAAUCUAUGUCCUGGAUUGACAAUGUAUCUCUACUUUGAAUAUCAAUGUAUUGAUACAGCGACGUCUUUUAAUAAACGUUGUGGUAUGUAGGCUAAUGAAAUUAGAAAAGUUCAGAUUUGACUCCUCCUACCGCCACCUCUCACUGGCUUAGUACGCUUGUGAUUGGUUCAUCAGAUAUAUCAAACACAUCCAUGGGCGUACCGGGCGGGGGGGGGGGGCGAGGGGGUCGGCAGCCCCUCCAGUUUGUUGGGCAAACAAAGUCAGUCGGGCAAUAUUCGCUUCAAAGUCGGGCAAUAUUAGCUUAUUAUAAAAGUAAAUGGGACAAAUUCUGUCAAUUUUGUGGGAAAUUCUGUCAAUUUUGUGGGAAAUAUGCUAUCUAAUAGGAAUUUUUGGUAAUCACUCCUCCCCCCCGUCGACAACAAUUUUGGAAAGUUUCUCCGAAAAACUCGGGCACAAUCCGAAAAAGUCGGGCAAAUUUCUUUCCGCCCCCCUAAUUUUUUCCUUCCCGUACGCCCAUGAUUACACAUCUGAUUGGUUAAUGUUCCCUUAAAAGUAGCAGUGGCGGCAGUGGAAGUUAUAUCUGAACCUUUCUAUUGUAAAUGCAAAGGUAAUCAAUGACGAUCACCCAUAGGAAUAAAUCUUGUGUAAUAAUAUAACGUUUUAUAAUGGUCAUACACACUCAAUUCAUUCAUUACCAAAUUAAGUCAUUCUCUUGUUAAUCAAUUGUUUCUUUAUAAGACCACUUAAAAAACAUUGUUUUCUAAAUUGUUGAAUUAAACAGUUUUGUAGAAAUUAGCCGUUUACCACGCAAGACAAGCCACACAAGAUUUCCCUAGGGCAUAACAUGUUGCUCAUGCAACCGCGUAUGAGAACCGAGAUUUGUGCUUGAUGAUAGUAAUUUACAUUAAUUUCUCCAUUGAAGAUCUGAUAAAAAGUCAGUAAAUUGAAAAGUGAAUCAAUGAUAUGCAAUUUGAUUUCCCUUCUUUCUAGUUCUGUUACCAGAUAAAACUACAAACCUCACGGUCACUAACAUCACGUCUAGAAGUGUUCAAAUAUUUUGGGCGGAUCCAGAGAACACAGGAGAUGACAGAGGUCGUGCAGCGGUUCUUAUAGGAUUCCUCAUUAAACUGAAGAAAGGGAACGCCUUAAUCCGGAAUGUUACCACAGAUAAAGUCAAUAAACGGAAACUAACGAAUCUCACUCCAUGCACGACAUAUGAAAUAUCUGUAGCUGCUAAAAAUAAACAUGGUUUUGGUGAAGAGACUAUUGCUUCGCUCAUGACAUCUGAAGAAGGUUAGCCUGCGAACAGGCUCUCAAGCUGAAUUGAGAGCCUGCAUCGAUGACUAAUGAAUUGGAAUAUCUGCGUCUCAAAUCGUGACGCGAAAUUCUCAUUGGUCAGAUGUUAUAAUUUAUAUGUUUCCGCUGAGCUCUAUAUAUGUCAACUGCUGAAGCACUAGGCAUAAUUAUAAAAAACACAUUUUAUAACUGAUCAAAUUGGUCUUGGCCGUCUUAUCUCAAAGCACGAAAUGUUCUGUUUUGAGAAAACAGUAUUUAAAACAUUUGAAAUUUUGCUUGAAUAUCUUAUAUUUCGAAAAACAGUAUAAACUGUACGGUUUAAAUUUAGUUUCCACGGUCUAAAUUUAGUUUGCACGAAAGUUGUAAACAAAACAAUACCAUAUAAGAAUAGACUUUCCAUAUUUGGAAAAACGAACGUUACGGGGCAGAUAUUCAAAUUCAUUAGUCAUCGAUGCAGGCUCUCAAUUCAGCUUGAGAGCCUGUUCGCAGGCUAGAAGAAGGUCAGUGUUAAAAGAUAUCCAUAUUUAUCGCCCUGUAGUGCGUGUUAAUAUUUGGACAAGUGUUGAUGUUUAAUCUUCUAGCUGCUUGUUUAUGCUCCGAUACGUUUUUGCCAACAGAAAAAAAAAAGAAAAAAAGACCUGAAAACUAAAUCAGAGCUCAUCUAACAUGGCUCACUUUAAAAUUAUUCAAAAGACUUAUUUUGCAUUUUAGAUAUAAACCUUGGUCUUAUUCUUUAGCUCCAAGCGGUCCUCCAGUGAAUAUCAAGUCAACAUCAAGAAGUGCAUCAUCAUUGUCCUUCACCUGGGAUUCUCCUGAGAAAGAUAAACAAAAUGGCGUCAUUAUCAGUUAUACUGCGUGCGUUUCACAUUCAGAAAAUGGUCCUUGCUUGGAAAUAUUUACAACCAGUAAAAGGGAGUGGAUCGUCAGAAAUUUGAACGCAUCAACAAAAUAUUAUGUUCGUGUCCUGGCCACUAAUAAAGCAGGAAGUAGUGCUUACAGUGGAAGUAAAGCAUUUUUUAUGAAUGGAAGUAAGUACGAAUAUUUAGAUAUUGUCUCACUCUGUGGUGAAGAAAACGCCUAUUCAGAAUUUCGUGUUUGCCUACUUUGAGGGGGAAGGAUAUUUUCGUGGCUCGUGAUUAGCCAUUAUUCGUGCUUCGUGAUUUAAAGAAAUACAGUUCCGUGAAUCGUGAUUAAUAUGCGUGCCGUGAAUCGUGAAGAGCUAAAAUGCUAGCUAAGGUCUUGAAUUUACCAAUAUUUACCUUAACUUGUGAAUGUUUACGUUUAAAACUCGGCCGAAAUUUAAUAUUAUGGUAAAAAAUGAAUAAAUUUGCUUCCCGCGGUUGUCUUUCUUGAGGUUGCUUCGUUUCAUCGUAAACGUCGUUAUCGUAUUCCUUCGUAUUUCUUCGUAGACUUCGUUAACCAGCAUAAUGUUUCGUAAUGCCUCGCAAUGAUUUCCAUAGUCCUUCAAAAGCUCUAAGUCAGUAAAACGUGUUUGUGUUAACAUCGAGUUCUGUUAAAUGGUUUCAGACUUUGUUACGCUUCAGUGUUUCUAAAAAUCGUGAAAAUGAAAUUUUGUUUUUCGUGAAAUCGAAAAAUGAUCUUCGUGAUUUCGUGACGAGACCCCCCUCUACUUUUAUGCCGUUCAUAAACCCUCCACAGAGCUUCGUUAUCGCAAUACAUUUUUCUGAAUAAUAUUUUCACAUUUUCCUCUAGGAGCAGCAAAGAAGGCCACAGAAGUGACGUCAAGUACACUCACAUUUUCAUUGGAAAUUCCAUCAAAAACGUUUCUGUAAGUUUAUCGACUCUUUGAUGGUACAAUAAAAAUCUAGCUUCCGUGGUCGCCGUUGAAAUAUACUUUUAAUAUGCUGAGUCUGAACUCUAUAUAUCUUGUUUUUGUCUACUGUAUGCAAAUCAUUUUUAAUUUUUAUUGCAGACAUAAGUCGACACUCUGUUACAUCGGCCACAUUCAUAUAGUCGGCAUCGUCAUGACCAAAUGGAAACUGAGCCUCCAUUGAGAUUAGUCUUAGAUAUUAAGAAGCUAUUUGGAUCUAUUAUUAACGGUUGUUAUAUUUGUAGUAAGAAUGUAAACUUUUGUUUGUAGUUAUUUCUACGUGGUGGCUUUGAAAUUAAAAGGUGGCAAAGAACCUGCAUCAUCUGACAGUUACGAGAACAGUGAGUUAGUGAAGUAUGCUGAGGCAAGAAAAUCAACCAAUCCGAAAUCUUAUAUCGCUGCAGUUGUUGCAUCCAGCGGAGUUCAUAGAAACAUGUUUAUACUUGGUGACGGCAGAAAUACAAGUGAUCCAACAUCACGAAGACGCAGAUCAAUCUCUAGUGAUUAUUAUAAUGGUCCGCUGGAACCUGGAACUAGUUAUAGUGUUUUUCAAAGGAUUGCACUCAAUGACAAGGUAUGCUACUUGCUGGUUAUCACACUUUAGAAGCAGGGACGCCGGAAAGUCGAUAAUUGGGGGGGGGGGCAGAUAUUCAUGUUCUGCAUCAUUUAUUUCCUCUGAAAGAGAUGUGAACACGAAUAUAUGAAUAUCUGCCUCCCCCCCCAAUUAUCGACUUUCCGGCGUCCCUGUUUAGAAGCUAAGUUCCAGUGUCAACAUCUCAAAACUGAAAUCUUCUGGCGGAUAAUAUACUUAACUACCAGGCACGUAAAGCGGAAACGUUUAUAUAUGCCUAACAUAGUAGGAAUAAACAUUAGCCCACACAAUUCGGAGAACACGUGAUGAAGUCAUUUGUAUAUCUAUGACUAAAAGGCCGACCAUUUAACUUUUGAGGGGGGGUGGGGGGGUGAUUUACUGCUGGCAGGGAAUUUUUUUUCUGGGAUCGUUAUGUGCAAGUUCUUUUUCCUAUCCCAUCACCAUGUACGAUUUUUUUUGCCACACUCUCUUUCGCAGCAUUUAUAUUUUCAAUAGCUUAUACUAUUUAGAUUAUUUAAUUAUAGUUAACGUUGAGUUUUCUAGCUUCAUGCAUUGCUUUUAAUAAUACAUAUUGCUAUGAGGUAUAACAUUUGGUUCAUGUAACUGGAGGAAACAUAUUUAACGGGGGACCUGGAGAAGUUCCAGUCGGCAAGUCAGUAUCACUGCAGCUACCUGCAGCAUAUAUAUGCAUGGUUUAACUAAUAAGUAUACGUCAUAGGGCAGCAGAUCAGGCCGUAACUAGGAUUCUAAGACAACCGAGUCGACCACCGAAGGUGCGAGCCUCUAGAGGGGUCUGGGGGCAUGCCUGCCCAGAAAGUUAUGGAUUUCCUGAAGCUCAGAUAAGCUAUUUCCAGCAUUUUGAGGAGUUUUCCAACAGGAAAUUAACCUUACACUAGUCCCUGAAAAUCGAACCAGCUGAUCUUCUGGGACUGGUCAAAUCGAUUCCUGCAACCAUGCUGUUUUGCAACAUUUUUUUCCCACCAAAUAAUGGGGCAGGAUAUUUUUUCCCCAGUUUGUUAGUGCAGGUAUUUUUUUUGUUCAGAAUAGCCUUGCAGAAAAUAUUUUUUCACAAUCACCUCCCCCCUCUCAAAAGUUAAAUGGUCGGCCCCUAAACAGAUAAAAACCAUCACAUCUUUUACUAUAGAGUGAAUAUUACUCCACUGACUGGAGUCCGCCUUCAAAAACGAACGAAUAUACAGGUAAAUACAGGGCCAAUUUAACUGUAUUUAUAUAUGAUUUGAAAUAAGGUAGUAAAAUCACGAGUAAAGUUGGUCCUGACAAAAUCCAUUGGAAAUAAUAGUAGCACAUUUCUGCGAUAAAAAACUAUUUUCUGUUUAGCAGGUGGCCCGCAUGUAUUGACCAAGAUGUCCAGUGGUGACAUAAAGGCAAAGGAAGGUGAUCUUGUAAACCUAAUGUGUUCUGCUCAAGGUGAACCUCCAAUUACUUUCAGCUGGGAAAAAGACCAAAAGCCACUGGACAGUAUCGUGGAAAUAGAAAAGCCCCACCGCAGUUCUUUCCUUGUUGUAACAGUGGAAGAUCAAUCAAGUUUUGGAAAAUAUAUUUGUCAUAUCCGAGACCGAUUUCAAAGCACUACUUAUACUAUUUGGGUUCAGAAACUAGAAGAUAUAGGUAAUAUAUCUCGCUCUCUUAAAUUUAUUUAAAAAAGACGUGGAUCUUUUGGUCGUUACGCGGGUUAAAAAUAAAUAAAUGCAAGCCCGAAUAAAAUAAGUUACGACGAAAGCUAAAUAAGUUGUAACUACAUUUCUUAAUAAUACAUGGUAAUAGUUUUAAUGCUAAUUAAUUAAUUUUAAUUCAAAUUCCAGGCAACGAUAAAAAUGAUGAUGGUUCUGAUAAAUAUCUUGCUGGAAUUAUAGUGUUAGCAAUUCUGCUGAUCAUUUCAGUCGUGAUUAAUAUUGCUUAUUUCAUUUAUCAAAAUCGUCGACACAAAUCAUCAAAGGCAAAUCCGGAGAACGAGAGCCGGGACAGAAAUAAUUCUAAAGAUAUUUAUGAAAAUCCUGACAAAAUCAAAGAUGAUGCGAAUUAUGAACAAGUGGAAAGUGAACAGUCGACGUAUACAGCUCUCAAAAGGACUGGGAAGGACGAAAAUGAUGAUCACUUAUAUGGCCAUCUAAAUGAAGUACACGAAGAUUCUGUGAAUCAGAAGGAAACUGGAAUGUAA
Molecule: messenger RNA, 9300 nt
Organism: Paramuricea clavata
Lineage: Eukaryota; Metazoa; Cnidaria; Anthozoa; Malacalcyonacea; Plexauridae
Source: the annotation of a GenBank genome assembly